UCUCACCUUAUCGACAAAAUCAAGCUGAAAAACCAAUAAAGAGAAAAAACAAAAGUCAUUUUAGUCUUCAUUGAUAACAGAGGAGAGAGAGAGAGAAGAAGAAGCUUCACAAUCGCAACAAUGGCGGAGACGAAGCCAUUUCUCAAACUUCUUCCUCUUCUUCUUCUUCUUCUGCUUCACUUCCCUUUCUCAUUCUCUACCAUACCUCUCGGCUCUGUUAUUUUCGCCUCCGGUUCCAACCAGAAUUGGCCAUCUCCAAAUUCCACUUUCUCCGUCUCCUUUGUUCCAGGUUCUUCCCCUAAUUCAUUCCUCUCCGCCGUUUCUUUCGCCGGAAACGUUCCGAUAUGGUCAGCGGGAACCGUUGACUCGCAAGGAUCUCUUCGACUUCUCAAAUCCGGCUCUCUCCGUCUUACCAACGGCUCCGGAACCACAGUCUGGGAUUCCGGUACAGAUCGUCUCGGUGUUACUUCCGGUUCGAUUGAAGAUACCGGUGAAUUUAUUCUCCGCAACAACCGAAGCGUUCCGGUUUGGUCUUCCUUCGAUAAUCCAACGGAUACAAUCGCAGAAUUUCACCGUCGGUGGAACACUAGCACGAUUUACUGGAAUCUUGGUCUUAAUUCUUCGAUUAGCUCGAAUCUAACGUCUCCUAGCUUAGGUUUAGUAUUACGGACUAAUGGAGUUGUGUCGAUCUUCGAUUCGAAUCUUCGUGGCGGAGUUGACACCGUUUACAGUGGCGAUUACGGUGAUAGCGAUACUUUUAGGUUUUUGAAGUUAGAUGAUGAUGGAAAUUUGAGAAUUUACAGUUCUGCGAGUAGAAACAGUGGGCCUGUGAAUGCUCAUUGGUCUGCUGUUGAUCAGUGCCUUGUUUAUGGAUAUUGUGGGAACUUUGGGAUAUGUAGUUACAACGGUACUAAUCCGAUUUGCUCAUGUCCGUCUCGUAACUUUGAUUUUGUUGAUGUAAAUGAUAGAAGAAAGGGAUGCAAAAGAAAAGUGGAGCUAAGUGAUUGCUCUGGUAACACAACUAUGCUUGAUUUGCCUCACACAAGGUUAUUCACUUACGAAAACGAUCUUAAAUCAUAGAAUCAUCUAAAGCUCUAGCAUUCAAGCUUAAAUAGUAUAUCUUAAAUCAAAAGUUUGAUUUCUUCCACGUCUACUAUACCAUGUUGUCCAACUACAUUUGAAUAUAUUGCAUGGUUUUCA
Arabidopsis arenosa is the source of this 1200-nucleotide messenger RNA. The record is from the annotation of a GenBank genome assembly. Lineage: Eukaryota; Viridiplantae; Streptophyta; Magnoliopsida; Brassicales; Brassicaceae.